This is a messenger RNA of Camponotus floridanus (Florida carpenter ant), 2346 nucleotides long. RefSeq lists its product as uncharacterized. The coding region runs from base 305 to 1309 and encodes 334 amino acids. Gene Ontology annotation, cellular component: cytoplasm. The transcript has 4 exons. The record is from RefSeq and is a predicted model, not a curated record. Gene Ontology annotation, molecular function: ubiquitin protein ligase activity. Lineage: Eukaryota; Metazoa; Arthropoda; Insecta; Hymenoptera; Formicidae.
ACGAUUCCCUAUCAUGAGUAAAACGUUUUAUCAGAUAAAGUCAUGCUAUCGGUCUCGCGAGAUAAGAGAACGGUGACAGACGAUGACACAUGACGUUCAUACUUUCGGAAGUGUACGUGUCGCACUAGCUAUUUUUUUCCUCUCCCCAUCUCGCGUGUGAUUCUCAUCUCUAUCCCAUUUCGAAUAGAAGAUAACUAAAUAAACAAAAGAGCAACUUGGACCGUGGACCACCUGCGAACCGGUAAAGAAAAAGCGCGAAGUAAUUUCUCUUCAUCUCUUCGUGCGAUAGCAUAGAAGCGGGGUCAUGGACACGCUUUAUCCGAACCUCUGCGAGCGCUUCAAGACCGAGGGUCUCUGUCCCAUCUGCCUCAUGGAGAUGGAACUCACGCCUCGGUACUCUUGUGUCAACCAGCACACCGUCUGCCAUCGCUGCAAGCCCUACUACUACGGCUGUCCCACGUGCAAGGCGCCGUUAGAUGUGGAAAUUCUGCCGCUACAGACAGACGUACCGCCCUCGACACAUCACAUGCCGCAUCCCAUGCCACCACAAUCGUACGACAAUCAUGGUCCCAGCGCGCCGUCGAUGAAUGACUUCCUGGACCACGAGAGAGGGUUUUGGGAGCCGUCCGUACCGUCGGAAGAUCAACAACUCGAAUCGUGCUCGUACUCUCAUCUAGGAUGCUGGGUGAAGAUACCGGAACAUUUGCGCGUGCUGCAUGAGUCCAGGUGUCAGUUUCGACCGCAUUUGGAGGAGCAGCACAUGUCUACCGAUCUUCACCACGAUGAUUUGGUAGAGUGCUCGUAUGCUGUAGCGGGUUGCAGGGUACAAACGGUCCCAUGGCGACGCAGUAUUCACGAGAAGUUUUGUAACUAUAGAGAUAGGUUUGAAGCCGUAAACGUCAUUAGCGACGGUCUUGCGUCCGCAACGAUCGCUAAUAACGAUUACGACGGCGAUCCCGACGAAUUGGUGCAGUGCAAGUUCGAGCGAUACGGCUGCAUGGUGAGAAUGCCGAGGAGACGGAAAUACAUGCAUGAGCAGAAAUGCAACUACAAGAACCAUCAAGGAGACGUAUACGAUGGGUUCUUCAUUUAUCCUGCGCAGCCGGAAUUAGAUCCUGAGGAGCAAGUGGAAUGCCGAUGGUCCGUACACGGUUGUCGGGUCAGACCGAAACGCUAUCGUACGCAAAUCCACGAGGAUAAAUGUAAUUACAGGAUGGAAGAGUGCGCGUACAAGGAUUACGGAUGUAGCGCCAUGUUUACGCCGGCUGGAAAAUAUGCUCAUGAAAGAACUUGCGAAUAUGCCAAUUAGAUUAACGAUGUGUCUCAGAUAAAAUAUAAUUUUGUAGAAUAGAUGCAUAUUUACUGGAAGCGAUCGCAAAAAUAUUUUUUCCAUAUUUUAGUUUUAUUUUUAAGAGACAUCGUUCAAGAAGUAGUCGCAAAAAACGUUCUUAUUUUUCGUGACGAGAGAGAAUAGCACAUAAAUAUACAAAUUGCUUUCGAAAGAAUCGAUUCGUUUGUAAUCGUUACGUCAUAUGGGGUAUCAAUAAAAAAAAUUUAUUUUCUUUAUGUUGAACAAACGAAUAAUUAGAAUGUCAGUUGAAUAAAUCAAACGAAUGCAUGACAAUUUUAUUAACAAACUGCAGGCGAGCACAAAAUUCGUACGGAGGUAACGAUAAUUAACAACAGUAAAGCAAGUUUAUCGUCAACCGCUAAAACGAGAGUCUAUUUUACAGAACCCAUUAACAACGAUUUCUCUAAGAACCCGUGGGAUAAUAUACGGAAGAGGAUUAUUUACUCUAUCUAUCUCUCUUUCUCUCUUCGUCCCGUUGCAAGAUAGCGAGACUUACGCUGUCGGUCGGGAGAUCAUCUUGAGCAUGAUCGUUCGGAAUGAGGGGGUGAUGGCAUGGCUGGGAUAUCCAACACCUGCAGGCUAAUGGUGAGUCUCCCUGUGCGCCCACGAUCACACGCCCCCACCCUCUCAUCGUCGCUCGAUGAAACGACACCUACACGUUUAUAGCGUCCAUUUAUAACGCCAGCGUGUGCAAAAGAUGGGAACGGUCUUCGCCUCGAUAUCCGACGCUUCCAAAUGUUAGUCUCGAAGUCAAUAAAACGCGUCAGAAUCAAGCAUUAUGCAGCCUUGAAUUUUAUUUUGUCUAUUAAUGAUUAAAAAAUAAAAAGCAAAUUAUACUAGAUUAUUAUAAAUAAUGUGCAAUAGCUCUUUGUUAUAUCACUAUUGCAACAUAACUGGCAAUAUAAAGUAAUAUUUAUUUAAUGUAGUAUAUAUAAGCAAAUAUUUAAAAAAAUCAGCGAAGUUCAAUACUUGUGAAUAAAGGGCGCGAAUGAAGA